AUGUUCGCACCGCUCCAGGGUCCAGUUUUCCCCAGUAAUACACGCGCUGUCUGCAUCGGAAGCGGACGGUUCCUGCGCGCGGUGCUCGUGCCCGUCUUCCGAGCUCUUGACUCGGGUGUUGUAGUGGCUCAGACGCGGGGCUCAAGCUUCGCAACGGCUUGUACCGCUACCAAAGGGACGUACCAAGUGGACAUUAUUCAUCCGGAUGGACGCGUGGACACGACCAGUUACCAAUUGGAAGCAGUUGGCUCGUUAGGGGUUCCAGAAGGUCGUGCGGCGUUCCUGGAGCUUCCAUCCAAGCUGCCCCAGCUCAAGUACAUUGGUUUUGGAGUCACGGAAGCUGGACUGCGCUCGAAUACGCAGGUCAUUAAAGACCUCGCGGAGUUCUUGCAAUGCGCCUUUGAAACUAUUCCUGAUAAUGUGUUGUCUGUGAUUAACACGGACAACUUCCCGAGAAAUGGCGACCACAUCAAGAAGCUUGUACUCGAAGUUGACUGGGUCAACGGUGAUAAUGCCCUUGCGUUCCGGGCGUACUUGGAUGCCAAAGUGCACUUUCACAAUACUAUGGUAGACCGCAUUACCAACCACCGUGUGGACGACUUGUUAGUGCCUCUGACGGAGCCGCUUCCAGCCAAAGCCAUUGUCAUUGAAGAUCUGAAGGGAGUGCUGGAUGCUGAGAAUCUUCGGGAGGUGCCUGGCGUUCAUGUGCGCACUGUUGAGCAAGCAAUUUCCAAGGACUAUCUGCUCAAGUUUUCGCUGGGCAAUGCUGUAAACUCAGCGAUGGUGUAUCUCCUUGCGCUUUCACGUCAACGAACGGCAAAUCAGUUUCAGGAGUUUCCUAUCAUCAGCCGUUAUUUAGACGCACUGUUCGAAAAGGACAUUCUGCCAGCACUGAUCGCUGGUGGUGUGGUUGAAAACGAAGCUCGUAUGUUUUACGCUGAGUGGAUUGAGCGCAUGAAGCACCCGCACUUCGGACUGGACACUUUCUGGGUCUCUCAGAACGCGCUUCUUCGGAUUUACGUGCGUCUGCUGAACUCGGUGAACACCAACAUCGCCGAGGACGAGAACUACCGUCCAAGUAAAUUUAUGGCGCUCGCAACGGCAGCCGCUUUGCGGUACCUUACGCCGUGCCAAGCCGAUUCUAAGCGUGACAACCCCUGCAUAUUCGUUGGCCAGAUGGAUUCUAUCCAGAAUACCGCACCAAUCUUCUCGACCACUGAGAAAACUUGGACCUACGACGCAGGUCUCACCGCCAACCUCUCUACCGGCAAGUAUGAGUUCGAUGAUGGCGAGAAUGGUCGUGUGUCCCGACUACUCUGGCGAGCUAGUCGGCAUGUGCUCGAAGCCAGCAAGAGCAGUAGCCGUGACUUUCGCAAGUCUGCUCGCGCAGAGUCUUCCUCUGAGGUUUCCAGCGGUGUUGGCGUGGCAGUUGCCAGUGUACUAAACUCAGUCGAGGGAUUUGAUCUUACGAACGACGCAUACGCUUCAUUCGCUGCUGACGUUGCUGCUCUGUACCAGCGGCUCGUGUCCGGCAAGCAAACUGCUCUCGAAACCCUCGAGGACGUGCUUCGCAAUCACCACACUAGUGAGUACCUCGCUACGAAGGACGAGGUUGGGACAUUUGUGCGCGAGGCCGUUGCCAGCGUCCAAAUCAUUGACGUGCACACGCACCUGUUCCCUCCUAGCCACGGCAAACUCAUGCUCUGGGGCAUCAACGAGCUGUUGACCUACCACUACCUCGUGGCCGAGUUCCUACAGACGGCGCCCAUGCAAGUGGAAGAGUUCAACUCGUGCCCAAAAGAACAGCAAGCUUGUCUCAUCUGGCAGCACCUGUUCGUGGACCGCUCUCCGGUAUCGGAAGCUUGCCGUGGAGUCCUGACAACGCUGCACUUGUUGGGUCUGGACCAUCUCGUGGCGAGACGCGAUCUGUCUGCUAUUCAAGAAUGGUUCAAGCAUCAGGAUGCCGAGGAGUACGUGGACAUGGUAUUCCGCCUGUCUGGUCUCAAGUAUGCGGUGAUGACAAACAUCCCAUUUGAACCGGAGGAGGCUCGGCACUGGCUGGGCGAUCCGGCCACUAACACGCCACCACCUGCAUGGUCACGCAAGUACUUCCGUUCGGCUCUACGCGUGGACCAGGUCCUGCUUGGCGACUGGACGUCCAUCGGUCCGACGCUGGAUGUGUUCAUGCUACCGCAUACACUAGCGGGUGUACGCGCGCUUCUGGAGAAGUGGAUCGACAUCAUGAAGCCCGAGUACUUCAUGUCCAGCGUGCCCAUUUUCUUCGAGUACCCAGAUGAGAACGCGCCGACUUCUGGUGCGAACGAGCAACCAAAUGGUGCUGAGUUGCUAUUGCAAGUGCUGCUGCCUCUAGCUGAAGAAAAGAAGCUGCCAAUUGCGCUGAAGUUUGACAGCGUGCGUCCGAUCAACGCUCGCUACGGUGUGGCCGGUGACGGCGUGAAGCCCAGCAACGUGGACGUUUUGAUCAAGCUGUGCCGCAACUUUCCCAAAGUAAAGUUUCUAGCCACGUUCCUUUCGCGUGUGAACCAGCACGAAGUGACGGUGGCGGCCAACAAGUUUCGGAACUUGCACCUAUAUGGCUGCUGGUGGUACUGCAACAACCCGUCGAUCAUUGAAGAGCUCACUCGGAUGCGUAUCGAGAUCCUGGGCACGGCGUUCACGAGCCAGCACUCGGACGCGCGUGUGCUAGACCAACUCAUUUACAAGUGGAGCCACUCGCGCGACGUGAUUGGCGAAGUUUUGGUGGACAUGUACGAGAAGCUUUUUGCAACGGGCUGGAAGAUAUCCAAGAGCGACAUCCAGCGCGACGUCCAGAGGUUGUUUGGUCAGAGUUACGAGGACUUCAUGGCAAAGAGCAUGUGA
Molecule: messenger RNA, 2880 nt
Organism: Peronospora matthiolae
Lineage: Eukaryota; Oomycota; Peronosporomycetes; Peronosporales; Peronosporaceae
Source: the annotation of a GenBank genome assembly